Molecule: messenger RNA, 924 nt
Organism: Penicillium paradoxum
Lineage: Eukaryota; Fungi; Ascomycota; Eurotiomycetes; Eurotiales; Aspergillaceae
Exons: 4
Coding region: 1-924 (307 amino acids)
Source: RefSeq, a predicted model, not a curated record
AUGUCGACCCGCAAGAAAGUCACUGCUGAGGUAUCCUCUGAGCCCAUGCCCUCAGACAGCAGAUCUUUGCUUAACAAAAUUCUGGUCGCUACCCGAGACUUCAUCAACCGGAAGAUAGACGAAGAACAGCUUGAGAGGGCGGCCGAUGACGUCGAGAAAUCUCUUGAUCGAGAAAUCCCCUCCCUCGCGAUUUCUUCCCUUUGUGUGAAUGAUGUUGAGAAAAUCCUGAACUUGAAGUGGACUCGCAAGGACCCUGAGCUGGCUAGUGUUCCUCCUCUUCAGUCGCCCCCCGCGCUGGUGCAACAUAUCACUAGGGUCAAUCGCGCACUCGAUCGAAGGCCUACAAGUGAGGCAAACGUCCGUUGGAUUCUCAACGCCCUCCUCCAAGAGGCAUUCGAUAUCGCUACGACUAUCCACCCCCACGCCGCCCAGCCCCUUAACAUUCAGGCAGAGAAGGGUUGGAAGUAUGGUCCGGUGAAGUGGCAUCGUAAGAAGUACUACUUGUCCGGGCGACCAGGUUAUGGAGUUUGGUACGGCGAAGACGAAGACUUUUCAUUGAAUGUGGUGGUCAUCGAAGCCAAGAGGGAGGAAGGGGGAAGAGCACAGGCAUUAGGGUAUAUGGGCUGUGUACAUCGCCAGCGGAAGGAGCUGAAGAAAAAGGACUGCACCAUCUACGGCAUAGCGUCGGAUGGGUAUGCAUUCACCUUUCUAAAGAUCGAUAACGACUCUAAGUGGUGUGACUAUUCAAUGUACACCCGAGACGGAAACUACGACCAGAUCCUUGGAUUACUGGUCCAUAUUUUCACCAAGGCCGCAGCGAUGUCUCUCGCCCACUCCAAGCAGCCAUCCCGAAAGCAAGAAGGCGCAGGCGAUUCCGCAAUGACUAGGCUUUCGAUACAGGAAUAUGUGAAGAUGACGGGCUAG